CGGGAAGCGGGAGCUGCGGUCGCUGCUCUGCGUCAUUUGCAGCCGGGUCACGGAAGCCUGCGCGCUUGGCACAUCCCUCGUGUCUGCCGGCGGAGAGCUUGGGAUGUGGCAAUGUCACCCAGACUUUUCAGAGCCCUGGCCGGAUCUCACUGUGUUUUAUCAAAAGUGUAUCAGUGCCCAAGACUUGUUCAUCAGACAUUAAAACCACUUAAGGACUUUGGGACUACGACGUGCAGCACCGUGACAAGAAGUCAAAACUUGGAUUUGUUCUUUCCUGAGACAGUGGCGGGCGGUUCAAGUAAGUCCCAGGUCCUGGAAACAAGUCAGAAAAUAACAAAUACAAACAUACUGUCUCCAUUAAGUGCUGCACAUUGCCAACAUGAAAAAGUACACCUUCCGACCAGGAAAUCUUUUAGUUCUCACAGGAAAGUGACUCACAAACCAAGUCUAUUAGGUUCUAAGUGGUUUAUAAAAAUAUUAGAGCGGCAUUACUCGUCUGUAUCAACGGAAACAGUUGUUCCUAAACAAGAUUUUCCGCAAAUCAAGAGACCACUGAAAGCAUCGAGGACCAGGCAGCCAUCCAGGACCAACCUUCCAGUCCUCUCUGUAAAUGAGGACCUGAUGCACUGCACGGCGUUUGCAACUGCCGAGGAGUAUCAUCUCGGAACUCUCGCUCAAGACCUGGCUGCCCACGGAUAUGUUGAAGUAACAAGCUUGCCUAGAGAUGCAGCAAAUAUUUUGGUGAUGGGCGUGGAACAUUCUGCGAAAGAAGGUGAUGCUGGAACAAUAUUCUUCUUCAGAGAAGGAGCUGCUGUGUUCUGGAAUGUGAAAGACAAAACUAUGAAGCAUGUGAUGCAGGUCUUAGAGAAACAUGAAAUCCAGCCCUACGAAGUCGCACUGGUGCACUGGGAGAACGAAGAGCUUAACUACAUCAAAACGGAGGGACAGUCAAAACUUCAUAGAGGAGAAAUCAGAUUAAAUUCGGAGCUAGAUUUAGAUGAUGCCAUUCUAGAGAAAUUUGCUUUCUCAAAUGCUCUCUGCCUUUCAGUGAAACUGGCUAUUUGGGAGGCGUCACUGGACAAAUUUGUUGAGUCUAUUCAGUCGAUUCCAGAGGCUUUAAAAGCUGGGAAGAAAGUGAAACUAUCUCAUGAAGAAGUUAUGCAGAAAAUGGGUGAACUCUUUGCCCUGAGACAUCGUAUAAACCUGAGUUCAGACUUCUUGAUCACUCCCGAUUUCUACUGGGACAGAGAAAACCUGGAACAGCUUUAUGAUAAAACCUGUCAGUUCCUUAGCAUUACUCGUAGAGUUAAGGUCAUGAAUGAAAAGCUUCAGCACUGCAUGGAGCUAACAGAUCUAAUGCGGAAUCACCUGACUGAGAAGAGAACACUCCGCCUGGAGUGGAUGAUCGUCAUCCUCAUCACCAUCGAGGUAAUGUUUGAGCUGGGACGAGUAUUUUUUCUGAUCAAGUGAUGGCCAGAGAAAAGUAUCAGUGCAAGAGAUACUAAAAUUCUACAAUCAAAAAUAAAUGCUCAUUGAUGGGGGAAUCUCUUAUUUAAUAGGUAUUUAAUUUUUUUAAAUCAAAAAGUUGCAAUGAUCUUUUUUAGCUCCUGAAUGUAUUGCUGCUUGAAUAAAAAU
Messenger RNA from Hyaena hyaena (striped hyena), 1635 nucleotides. RefSeq names its product required for meiotic nuclear division 1 homolog (gene RMND1). The transcript has 12 exons. The record is from RefSeq and is a predicted model, not a curated record. NCBI's taxonomy places the organism in Eukaryota, Metazoa, Chordata, Mammalia, Carnivora, Hyaenidae. Gene Ontology annotation, biological process: positive regulation of mitochondrial translation. Bases 112 to 1470 code for a protein of 452 amino acids.